AUGACAGUAGAAAAAGAGACUUACGAGAGGUUGAAGGAUUUACCUUUCGCCACACAAGGGCAGAAAAACACCCCAAAAAUUACUCAACCAAUUACUUUUUCCCUUGCAAAGGACCCUACUGGUAAAGUGACAUUAUUUCCCAUCCACGACGCCAGCCAAGUCCCCAAAACCUUGCUCAAGGUGAUCCAGCACGAAAUCAACUAUGUCAUCGAAGAGGGUGCCACUUACCCGUACCAUGAAACCAUGGACCUCGAUGAAUUUGUCCUGUACUGGUUUUCCGCGUUCGUAGCCGUUCUCAUCGAUGGUGACCACCAAUCGUUAUCAGAUGCCGACUUGCAGGACAAACUGGAAGCAUUUUGGAAAACGCACUUUUUGGGAACGUUCUACGUCAAGCCUAAUUACACGGGAAGAUGCUCGCAUGUCUGCAAUGCUGGAUUUGUAGUCAACCAUGAGAAAAGAGGUUUGGGGUUGGGCAAGGAAAUGGGUGCCAAAUACUUAAUAUGGGGUCCCCAAUUGGGAUAUGUGUAUUCGGUAUUCAAUUUGGUAUUUGAAACCAAUGUAGCAAGUUUGCGAAUCUGGGACUCACUUGGGUUUGAUCGCAUUGGCUACGUCAAGAACGUGGCCGUGUUAAAGGGCCAGAACAACCUAGUGGGAGCAUAUAUGUACGGUAAGGACCUUGUAUAG
This is a messenger RNA of Debaryomyces fabryi, 684 nucleotides long. RefSeq lists its product as uncharacterized. The record is from RefSeq and is a predicted model, not a curated record. The transcript has a single exon. NCBI's taxonomy places the organism in Eukaryota, Fungi, Ascomycota, Pichiomycetes, Serinales, Debaryomycetaceae. Gene Ontology annotation, molecular function: acyltransferase activity, transferring groups other than amino-acyl groups. The coding region runs from base 1 to 684 and encodes 227 amino acids.